Molecule: messenger RNA, 909 nt
Organism: Arachis stenosperma
Lineage: Eukaryota; Viridiplantae; Streptophyta; Magnoliopsida; Fabales; Fabaceae
Exons: 5
Coding region: 1-909 (302 amino acids)
Source: RefSeq, a predicted model, not a curated record
AUGAGCGUGAAGGAAGCUAUGAAGCCACCUAAUGGAAGAAAGAUCGUACUCAGGUUUAACAGUGCACUGCAACUAGUUGGGGAUGAAGCAGGUAUAGUGAGCGGUGUUAUGGGAAUGCUAGGAUCUGAUUACACCAAAUUCCCAAUCUGUGAGAAGGACUGGAGAAAGGAAAUGUUCCAUUUUGAUGAAGAUAGUAGAGGAAUUAUCAAGCGUAUAAUAUUCAAAAUGCUAGGAAGGGGGAAGUAUAAGAAAAAUGCUGAGAACCGAUCAAAGCAGCUUUACACCCAUACUGGCGGAUCGAAAAGCUUGGCAAGGCUUGGAGAAGAAGAGUCAGAACGACAAGGGAGGAGAGUUAGUAGAGGAGAGUUGUAUCUUUUAACGCACAAAAGAGCUAAUGUCUCCUAUGUCCAUGAUGCAGCUCGGGCUAUUGGAGAAAGAAUUGAGGCUAUUGAGCAACGUGAUGAAUCCUCUAGACUGUUGUCUCAUAAUGAUUCACUUGCUCAAACUCUCGAAAAGGAGCACCCGGGUAGGGUGCGUGGCAUGGGGUUGGGGCCGACUUCUAAUCAAGUCUUCGAUAUGAAUUUCCAUCAACCGAGCAAUGGUUUUGAAAGGAAGGAGACCCAAAGGGUGCUGCUUGAACUACAAGCAGAGUUGACAGCCGAAAAAUUGAAAAGGAAGGCAGUGGAGGAUGAAGUAGCAGCCGAGAAGACCAAAAGACAGGCAGUGGAGGAUAAAGUAGUAGCCGAGAAGACAAAAAGACAGGUAGUGGAGGAUAAAGUAGUAGUUGGGAAGGUAAGGAUGCAGGCAAUGGAGAGUGCUUUGAUAUGUCUACUUCAAGGGCAAGGUGGGAAACUGCCAUCAGACGUCACCGCAUGGAUGAGUGCGUUGGAGGAACAGAUUAGAAAGUAG